UUCCGCAUGUAGUAUCCUCCCACCCCUCGAACCGGAAGCCGCUGCAGCGGGUGACUGUAGUGUCCAAGGAUGGUGGCCUGCGAGGGCCAUUUUAGUCUAGGCGCCGUGCUCGUAGCUUAGAAAUACGUUUACAAAGCUGUAUGCAUAAAAGGUGGAGUUGUGGGUGAGUGUAGAGGCCAGAGGUCAACAUCAGUGUCUUCCUUUAUUACUUUGGAUCUUAAACCUGGAGCUUUCUGAUUCAACUAGACUGCCUGGCCUGGCAGCCUCCCAGAGAACACAAGUGUGACAUCAUGCCAGGCUUUUUAUGCAGGCCUGACAAGAUCAAAGCUGCAGGAGGAUGGACAGUGAGGUACAGCGAGAUGGAAGGAUCUUGGACCUGAUUGAUGAUGCUUGGCGGGAAGAUAAGCUGCCAUACGAGGAUGUCGCCAUUCCACUGAGUGAGCUUCCUGAGCCCGAGCAAGACAACGGCGGCACCACAGAGUCUGUGAAAGAACAGGAGAUGAAGUGGACAGACCUGGCCUUACAGGGCCUCCACGAGAACGUUCCACCCGCUGGAAACUGAUGCCGGACUCCUUCCCAGGGAUGGAGUUUUCAAACAUAUGGGGAUAAAAAUGUUUCCUGUCGCCAAAUGCAGAUCUUUAGUAAUAAAUCAACACUCAAAAGCAUA
This is a messenger RNA of Mus caroli (Ryukyu mouse), 667 nucleotides long. It is a transcript of the gene Anapc13, whose product is annotated as anaphase promoting complex subunit 13. Gene Ontology annotation, cellular component: anaphase-promoting complex. Gene Ontology annotation, biological process: protein K11-linked ubiquitination. The record is from RefSeq and is a predicted model, not a curated record. Lineage: Eukaryota; Metazoa; Chordata; Mammalia; Rodentia; Muridae.